This is a messenger RNA of Dicentrarchus labrax (European seabass), 8295 nucleotides long. It is a transcript of the gene letm1, whose product is annotated as leucine zipper-EF-hand containing transmembrane protein 1. Gene Ontology annotation, cellular component: mitochondrial inner membrane. Gene Ontology annotation, molecular function: ribosome binding; calcium ion binding. The record is from RefSeq and is a predicted model, not a curated record. NCBI's taxonomy places the organism in Eukaryota, Metazoa, Chordata, Actinopteri, Moronidae. The transcript is spliced from 16 exons. The coding region runs from base 287 to 2596 and encodes 769 amino acids. Gene Ontology annotation, biological process: intracellular monoatomic cation homeostasis.
CGACGUCACAUUGACGUCACUGGGGAGCCUGGCCCGGCUAGCUGUCAUCCGCGGGGAAGGGAAGGGCAUGGAGCUAAAUCUCCCGAUGUACAGUUAUAUAUCCGUCGUAGCUUGUUGAAAGCACCCAGGGUUGUUGUUUAGGGGGGCAGUUGUUUCUGUGUACCGGGACAGCGGCUCUUUGUUUUUUAUUUCGUGGAACAAACAGGGGCUCGCUAAACCGGCUAGCUAGCGGGGGAGCUAACCCAGUGUAAGAGUUAAAAAGGUGGUUGAGACAGAAAGCCUCCGCAUGGCGUUAAUCCUGUUUACGAGGUCCCGGGCACCUUUAAUGAAAACGUCCAGGUCGUUAAAGAACGAAUUCAGGAAAGGGAAACUACAAGAUGGUGCCUGUUUCAACUGCACCGCGCUCAGACUCUCCAGUCAAAAACUUGAUGGACUCCGGCUCGGCAGCUUGUCCCAGGUCUCUUCAUCCAGUCCUUCCCUCCCUUUGUCAGAUGGCCCGGACUCACAGCGGCUCUACUGUGCCUAUGUGUUGGGGGCCUCUCCUUCACCGUACCCGGCUAUUACAACGGGAUCCCAGUGGACGAUAGCACGGCCACAGGACAUCACCGGGGUUCGGUGGAUACACACCUCGAGGAGGAGAUGGGACGACUCCAAGGUGGAGAAGUCACUGCGUUCGUUAAAGGACAAGAAGAAGAAACUGGAGGAAGGAGGGCCUGUGUACAGCCCCACACUGGACGCCAAACCUGUGAGAAGGACGGUCCGACAGUGGGUUGUAGAUGAAGUCAAGCACUACUACCACGGCUUCAGGCUGCUGUGGAUUGAUACCACCAUUGCUGGGCGCAUGCUGUGGAGAGUGCUGAACGGAAACCCCUUGUCCCGCCGCGAGAGGAGACAGUUCCUCAGAACAUGUGCCGACGUCUUCAGACUUCUUCCCUUCCUCGUCUUCAUCAUCGUCCCCUUCAUGGAGUUCCUCCUUCCUGUAGCUCUGAAGCUCUUCCCCAACAUGCUGCCGUCCACCUUCGAGACACAGUCAAAGAAGGAGGAGAGGUUGAAAACUGAGCUGAGAGUCAAACUGGAGAUGGCCAAGUUCUUGCAGGACACCAUCGAGGAGAUCGCUCUGCGGAACAAGGCUGCCCAGGGCAAUGUGACGGAGGAGUUCUCCACCUUCUUCCAGAAGAUAAGGAACUCUGGGGAACGUCCCAGUAAUGAGCAGAUCAUAAAAUUCUCCAAACUGUUCGAGGAUGAGCUGACUCUGGACAACCUGACCCGACCUCAGCUGGUGGCUCUCUGCCGUCUCCUGGAGCUCCAGUCCAUCGGGACCAACAAUUUCCUCCGCUUCCAGCUCAUCAUGAAGCUGAGGGCCAUCCGUGCAGAUGACAAGCUGAUAGCAGAUGAAGGUGUGGCGAGUCUGAACGUGAACGAGGUGCAGGCAGCGUGUCGCGUCAGAGGGAUGAGAUCUCUGGGAGUCACAGAAGAACGACUGAGGGAACAACUCAGCCAGUGGCUGGAGCUGCAUCUGAACCAGCAGAUCCCCACAUCCCUGCUGCUGCUGUCCCGAGCCAUGUUCCUCCCAGACACCCUUUCCCCCGCUGACCAACUGAAGACAACACUGCAGACGCUGCCUGAGAUGGCGACAAAGGAGGCCCAGAUGAUGGUGGCAGAGAUGGAGCUCUCCAAAGUGGACAAUAAGACCAAGCUGGAGACGACACUACAGGAGGAGGCGACCAUACGCCAGGACAACAAGGACAGGGAGAUGGAGAGGUUGGCGGACGCUGCAGAGAAAGCUGCCAGGGAGGGUGAGCUGGAGUUCGAAGAAGAGCCGAUUAGAGUCGACAAGGCUGCUCAUUCAGAGAUACUGAGGGAUACAGCACCUGUCAUAGAAGCAAUCAAGUUUGAACAGUGGCAGACAUUCCUGCGCUUCCAGGUCGAGGAGAUCACCAAAGAAGAGAUUGACAUGUUGAGUGAUGCAUGCUCAAAGCUGAAGGAGCAGAAGAGGCUGUUGACUCUGGAGAAAGAAGAGCUUGAAGAACUGAAGGAUGAUGUUCAAGAAUACAAUGAGGAUCUGGAAGAAAUAAAGAAGGAGCUUUCUAAGACCGGCCAAGAAAAGGCACUGGAGGAGUCGAAGGCGAGCCAGCGUCUGUCCAAGAGAGUAAACCGCAUGAUCGGUCGCAUUGACAAGAUAAUCCUGGAGCUAGAGAAGGACAAAGUUAUCCUGGACGGACAGAUGGACAGUGGAACAACCCCGCCUGUCGGAUUAUUCUUUACUAAACAUAGUGAUGCGACAAGUCUGUUCCACUCCUUCAGGGAGAACCUCAUCAGCAUCGACGAGUUGAUCAGCAUCAUGCGGCAGAUCCAGAACAUUCCAGAGCACAAGCUGCAGAGCAUCGCGGACGCUCUCGACGACAACAAGGAUGGGAAGAUCGACAUCGACGACGUCAUCAAAGUGGUGGAACUGAUCGACAAGGAGGACGUCGACAUCUCCACCUCUCAGGUGGCUGACAUCAUGGUGAUGCUGCAGAAGGAGGGGAAGCUGAUGGAGAAGGAAAAGGCCAAGGAUAAGGCAGAAAAAGAAAAGGCAGCCACACUCAACAGCUAACUCACUUUCCAUAAAGACACUCGUAGAACUUGUAAAAAAAAACAACAACAAAAGAACGACCACUGAGAAGUUUGUGACUGGUACAGAAAAGUCUGGACGCCAGACCAUUCUGGACAAGUCGAGAGAGAGUCACAAGGUAACAGCUGCCUUCUCAAAAUGUAAUUUCACCAUAUAUUUAACUCUUAAAAAUAGUUUAAAAAUGAAGAAGGCAUAUUGCCUUUUCAACGCACAAAAUCUAAAAGAAAUUUAAAUUGCCAUUAAGUUAAACUCUUCUGGACUGAUCGUUUAUUAUAUGUUGAUAUUUGGUUUUGUGUAGUUUUAUUGCUAGAGGGAACACAAUGACAUGAAACCGCGGUUGUUCUCCCAACACUUUAGAGAUGGAAAAGGGGGAAAUUGAUCAAAGCUUACCUUUGGAAAAUAAUAUUAGGAGAUUGUUUAAAGUUUGAGGUGAACCGUCUUGCCUUUCAUUUCAUUUAUGUCAUUAUCUCAGAGAAAUGAGAGAUCAUUUCUGGAUUUUGCACAAUAACAAUCAUUGUCAUCACCAUAAUUUCUUUUUUUGUUUAUCUAUCAUACUCCCUUAUUGUAAAGUAACAUGUUAUUUUCCAUGAAUUGUACCUGGACAGGGUAUCUUAUCGCUGGCUAUAGGUCGUUUAAAUGGUGGCUGCAACCAAAUAUAUCAUUACUCAACAUAGAAACCAUCAAAUUAUGUGUGCAGGUUUAAUGAGUUGAAAUUAAAAAUUCUAUAUUCAAAGUCUAACAAUAAAAAAAAGUCAUAGCUUUAAGCUCAUCCUUCCCACUGAAACAGAUGUAAAUGGAGGAGGAUUCAUGCUGGAGAAGUGUUGGAUGUUUGUCCAAAAAAAGCCAAAGACUGACGUUAGCAACAUUUACACCAAUAUUAAUAAUUACUGUACUAUAAUUCCUAAUUUUGUACUUAUUGCAUAAUAAUCUUUUGUCUCAUUUUAGCACAGCUCUUCAUAUAUAUUCCUAUUGUGUUCUAUAGCUCUCUGUAAAAUGCCAAAGUUGCACUGUGGCACAUUUAAUAACAGAUUCUGAUUAUUCCCUAAAAUAAACAAACCAGUUACUGAUAGUAAUGAGCAGUGAGGAUCAUAAUCAGUAUAGGGACACUAAACCAGCACAUCCAAGAGGUAGAUUUCUGUUCCAGCAAGUAAACGUUAGUUGUUCGGUUGUUGUCUGGUCAGAGAGUGAAAGUGGCUUUUUGUGAAUGUUAAAUAGUUCUGUGCGCAUGAGCAGUAAUAACCGUGGUAAUCCAUAGUUCAAAUGCAAAGUGGCCUUCUCUUGACACAGAUAUUAUGGAUCAUACACUGUUGUAUAUUUAUUUUUUGAGUAUUUUAAGACAAUGGUAGAGCUCUGAUAUUGUUCUCUUUGAGGAUUUACUUGAUGUCAUUGGAUGAACUCAGUUGUAGAUUGUUGAGGCACAAACUGAGUCCUCAGUUUUGUUUCAUUUGCACUGUAGCGGUGAAUGUGUGCGGGUUGUAAACAGAAAGUGUUGAUUUCAGAUAGUAUUCUAGUCAACUGCUGACCAUUAUGUUUAUCUUGCUCUGGUAUUUCUUCAGCUGUGUUCACAUGGCAAGCAGCUUGGCCAUUGUAUUUUAUAUUCCAAUUAUGGCUGCAACUAACGAUUAUCUUGAUCACAUUUGACUCAUUUGGUUUUAUCAUUUAAUAUGUAAAAUUUGACAAAAAUGCAUGACAGGAGCCCAGGGCCACAUUGUUUUGCUGGACCAUCUUUGGGUUUCAUUUCUAAUUUUAGACGUCGAAAUCAGCUAAUGUUCAACAUUUUUGCAUAAUAAAUUACUUCUACAAGUAAUAAAUGAUUAAAACGUAAUGUUCUGUCAAUAAAGUCAUCAAUUAAUCAAAUCAUUUCAACAUUAAUUUCAAUCAAUGUUGGUCAAUGUAAAAAGCUUUGUAACGUUAAAAUAUUUGGAGUAAAUUUCAUCAAUUAAUUUAUAUGAAUAAAAACCUCCAUGCUUAGCUUUUAAGACUUUUACCUCUCUAGUCUAUCAAAUAACUAGAGCUGAGCAACCUGCGCCGAUGACUGCAAUUCAAAGCUUUCCAAAGGAAAUAGAUGGACUUUAUCAUGUUGCUUGCAGUGUGAACCCACAGUAAAGGGUUGAUCCACCUUUACUGUUGAAUUGAAUUGAAUAUUGGUGAGUGUGUGGUCAUAGUCAUCCCUCAGUAACCAGAGAAGAGCUCAGGUGUGAACAUAGAAGACAGAGUGGUACUUGAGAUAACGCUGAGUGGACGAUGCUCCAUUUAAUCCGUUCCCGGAAUCCGCUGUCAGACGUGCGGAUGAUUAAGAAGGCGUUCGUCUUCCAUCAGGCACUGUCCCCAGUUCAGGCCCAGCUCUGCCUCGCCUGGGACCAGUCAGACUGAUGGGUGCACGGUAAACACUCGCCCCAUACAUGGGCCAAAGCCAGCCCUAGCGGAGGGUUGUGUUUAGGUUAGAGACGAUCCAGCGGGACAUGGCACGCUCUCUGCUGCAUAAAUCAGCAGUCAGUGUAAACACGUCACGGGAACGUUCUGACAACUUCUCGAUUACACUUGGCAGGAGAGAGUGGUGUUUGUGUCCCUGCGCCUUACAGGUCGGACUCAGGGCAGCGCUGUGUACAUUAGCAGCACUGCCACUGUUUCUAGGCAUGGAGGGCUCAAAGGUCGAGUGAGGGAAUUACCAGGGUAUGUAAGGAUCAUGGAGAUCAAUACUUGAAGUUCCAGUGUGGGCUUUGAGAGGUUUGGGAGGAAACCAGGAAAGAAAUACACCAAAAAGGUUGACCCUUACUCUGCUCAACAUCAUCAUCCGACGAGGUGUUGUGCUGUCACACCUACAUCUACUUUUUACCUGGCAAUUGUGGCAACUGAGAAUAAAUCGAUUGUUUCUGUGAUAUUUCUCCACAGUUGUAAAAGCUUCCCUUAUACUAUUGUCCAGUGUUUUAUUAACCUUCAAACGCACCAGAAGAGUCCGGUAGAGAGAACAAUUAGUCGAUUACUCAACUGGCAGAAAAUUAAUUGGCAACUUUAUGAUAACCGAUUAGUCAUUUACAGUAUUUUUCAAGCAAGAAUGCCAAAAAUUCCCUACCUCUAACUUCACAAAAAGAAGAAAAUAAGCUGAAGAUGAAUCGAUUAUGUUUCCCAGAAGACAAAUGAUCUCGAAAAUAUGAAAAGCUGUUUGUUUGUUUAAGCCUAAUCAGGGGUUUAUUCAUUAUUUUCACUCCUUUUUUAGUAUUAAUCUCUUAAUCACUUAGUCUACAAAAUGAGAAAAAAUGCCCAUCACAAACUCUCAGCGCCGAAGCCGACAUCUUUGAAAACCCAAACAUAUUUAGUUUACAAUGAUAUAAAACUAAAGCAACAAAACCUCAUAUUUCACAAGUUGGACGUAGCGAAUGUUUGGCAUUUUUUGCUUAAUGAAAAACUUUCUGCUCUUAUGUGCAUAAAAUGUGAUUUUACUAAGUCCCAAAACAGUCCAGAUAUUCAAUAUUCAAUUUAGAAACAGAAAAUCACAAGCAGAUUCUUACAUGUGAGGAGCUGCGACCAGAGAACGUCAUUUCUUCUUUAUAAAUAACUUAAAAACUUCACCAAUUAUCAGAGUAUUAGAAUUCGGACUCAAUUUGUGUCACUGCAGUCCUCUACUAUCAUGCUGGUAUAUUCUUUGUGAGGAAUAUAUUUCAGCUAUUUAAGUCAGUAAUGUGACAUGACAGUCAUAUUUCCCACAUGCUACCAGGAUGUGAUUAUGAGAUAUGAAAACCUGUCAAACCUUCAAAUGCAUUCAAGAAAUCCUGGAAAAAUGACUGAAAAGGAGACUAUGCAGGAACCCAUCAGCAGAAUGCCACAUGCCAGUCACUGAAUACAGACCCAAAACAAAACCAGUAUGUUUCCAGUAUAUUUCCUCUGACAUCUCUUAGUUACAAAACCCUGAAACGAAGGCUUCUGCAGCCGUGCGUGGUAGUUUAUGAUUGUGUGUCCUCGUCUUUGGCUGCGGUGCGAGGAGUCGAGCAGUGUUUCUACAGCUCACCGCUGGCAGCAGUGUUGCACUGUGUUGUUGAAGCUGCUAUCUUUAAAGAGAGUAGAGAACACCUAAGGGAGGAGGAAAGGAGAGAUGUAGUUGGCAGCGAAAGAAUUAUGACAGCGAAGAUAAACCAGUAGUUUUUCAUUGUUGACAGAGUCCAGUAGCCAAGCCAAGAGUCGUUUUCUGCCUUGCUUUUACUUUUUAGUGACUUUAAUUUGAUACUUUAGACUAGUUAGAAUAAGAAGUGGAUGAUUUUUAGCUCGCUGUCAUAAUUCUUCGACUGUUCUCCGUGGAGUAUUACCACUGUGUAAAUGCACUAUUCAUUUUUGAUACAGAUAGUCGUGUAUUAAUGUUUGGACUCAGGGUGUGAACGUCCAGUCUGAUGUUGUUUGAGCAGCUUCAGCACCAGCAGGGAGCUGAGGUUGGCACGCUGUGACCUACGAUACAGACCGUCCUAAAGGAUUCCCGUUGCGUUUGAGGAGUUGUAGAUCUUGUGUACUAGAAGAACAAAUUUUUAAAGCAAUAAGUCAUUUAUGCAUCAUGUAUCUCUUUGAAUUUUGUUUUUCUCCCCUUUUGAAGUGGAACAAGUGUGUUUAAUUUGUUGAAAUGAUAUUGUAAUAUAUGUAAUUUAGAAGUUUGAGUUCUGCUUCUCUUCUUUAUCAGGCUGAUAUUCUACUUAUGUGGGUGUUGGUGCGCUUCUAGUUGAUUAUUGUAUUGACUUUUUGAAGACGGAUGUACCCACGUUCUUUUCCUUUUGUAAGUAUUUUGCACUAGCCCUUUUUAUCACUAGCUACUUUUUGUAGAAUGAAUAAGAACGUGACUUUUCUCUUGAGGUGGAAGUAAGGCGUCUGAAAGCAGGACCAGCAGGGGUUUUUAAGUCUGUCAGCUUCUGCAGAUACAGACCUUAAAAAAGGACCAGCUCAGACCUCUCUCAGGUUCAUACGCAGCUCUGGAAACUGAAAAUGAAAUGAAAAAUAGGUGUAAAAAAAAUAUAUUUAAUUGCAUUUUAGUGCAGCCACCAUUGUUUAACACAGGAAACUUGAUGUUCUGAAGUUGUGUUCAGGCUGAAAGUGAAGCAAAUUUCCCUCCGCUCUCUGAUUCAUAAUAUGCAAGACUAUUUUGGUCAAGUGGAAAUGGAAAGGAGCGUUUUGAAGUGCGUCGCCUUCUGUCUGAACACACAAUAAAGAAUAAUUUUCAGCUUGUAAAUGUUUAAAAGCCUCAUGUUAGGGCAGUCACCAUCAGUUUACAUGACAUUAAACCCCAAACAAAUUAAAAAGUAUCAGUCCAGUGUUGAUCUAUUGAGGUUUUAGAAGAAAACAACAACAGAAAUCAGGAAAAAUCUCUCCUCAGUUUGAAAUGUGAGGGGACAUGUUGCAGUAUAAUCUCUUAACCUGGGUACUUUAUGCUUUUGGAAUUAGUUAGUGAAUCAAUCUAAAACACUUCCGACUGGAGUUUUUGUUUUGGGAUAAUUAUCGUGUUUAUUUAUUUAUUUAUUUAAUCAAAUUUAAUGUUUUUUUUUAUUCAUCUAGACCAGAACUGGAUUUAAUUUUAGUUGAACUUGAAUCUAAAAUGUAUUUUAAAAAAAAGCCUCAGUUUUCUUUUUUCACUCAUCAAGUGUUCAUGUAAAGAAACAUUUACAAAAUGAAUCAUAAGUGUUGAAUAAAUUAUGGAUGAUCCUGGA